CUGAGCGUCUGAACGGUUAUCGUACCGAUUGCACCCAAUCAUUUGAUGAGAUUUUACAUCAAUCACGUCAGGCAGCAAUUUAUGUUUGUGCUUCCACGUGCCGGCGAACACGCCAGAGAAGAUUUAUUUUUGACGACAUGUCCGUCGUACGAUACGCUUGUUUAUUUCCCUCGUCGAAGAGCAUGUUAUUACUGAAUCCAAAGAUAUCACAGAUUAAUAAGGAUCUGGGUACCAUCAGACAUUUGUUAUCGACAAUUUCUAAGACACAGCCACCAAUGCCUAGAGAUGUCCACACAGUAUAUGAGCACCGUACAUCCACAGUGGAACCUUUACGUCCAAAAAUAGGAUUUAUAGAGAGAAUGCUCAAAAAAGCUCGUAUUCUAGACAUCCAGAAAUAUAGAUAUAUGGAAAUGGGUUAUACUGUAUACGAAGAUGUAAUUUGUCAAGUGGAUUAUCCUUUUUUCUUUAAACAUUUUAACAUGCCAGAUACGUUCUUCAGUUGGUUUCUGGUGACAGAGCUUCAUGUAUGGAUGAUGAUGGUUCGCUAUAUGGCAGGCGAAAAAUAUGGAAAAAUUGUCAGGAAUAGUAUGGUAGCAGCAAUGUGGCAGGACACACAGGCCAGGAUAGCAAAUCUCGGUGAAAUUAAAACCAAACUCAAAAAUGAAAAUAUGCAAGAAAUAUCACAUCAGUUCAAUGCUGCUAUAAUAGGUUAUGAUGAGGGCAUACAAUCUGAUGACAAAGUAUUAGCAGGAGCAUUAUGGAGACGAUUCUUUCAGUUGGAAUGCAACAAUCCGGAAUACGUUGAAACGCUUGUAAUUUAUGUUAGGAAACAGAUUUGUUUGCUUGACAGUAUACCAAAUAAUGAAAUUUUAAGAAAACCAAUUUUAAAAUUAAUAGACAUAAAAAGUUUGUGUAAACAACAACAAUAA
Molecule: messenger RNA, 929 nt
Organism: Cyphomyrmex costatus
Lineage: Eukaryota; Metazoa; Arthropoda; Insecta; Hymenoptera; Formicidae
Gene: Uqcc1
Product: Ubiquinol-cytochrome c reductase complex assembly factor 1
Exons: 6
Coding region: 138-929 (263 amino acids)
Biological process (GO): mitochondrial respiratory chain complex III assembly
Cellular component (GO): mitochondrion
Source: RefSeq, a predicted model, not a curated record